This is a messenger RNA of Penicillium paradoxum, 879 nucleotides long. RefSeq names its product inositol monophosphatase family protein. Bases 1 to 879 code for a protein of 292 amino acids. The transcript has 3 exons. Gene Ontology annotation, molecular function: inositol monophosphate 1-phosphatase activity. NCBI's taxonomy places the organism in Eukaryota, Fungi, Ascomycota, Eurotiomycetes, Eurotiales, Aspergillaceae. The record is from RefSeq and is a predicted model, not a curated record. Gene Ontology annotation, biological process: phosphatidylinositol phosphate biosynthetic process; inositol metabolic process; signal transduction.
AUGGACACCCCAAACCUCAAAGAGAUCCAUGACUUCUUGGUGUCACUGGCCUUCAAGGCCGGGGACAUUAUCAACAAUGCGCUCCCAGAAACCAAUGGCACGGGAUCCAAGAUGAAUAGUGCCGACCUCGUCACGGAGUAUGAUCGAGCUGUCGAGAACAUGAUCUCGACCUCACUGAAGGAGAAAUACCCACACUACGAAUUCCAUGGCGAGGAAACAUAUGACCCAGCACGCCCAUUGACCGAUGCUCCCACCUUUGUCGUAGACCCCAUCGAUGGAACCGUAAACUUCGUGCACGGUUUCCCAUUUGCCUGUGUUUCCCUCGGAUUCGCUGUUGGACGGGUCCCGACUGUGGGGGUGGUGUAUAACCCCUCCACCAAAGCCCUUUACUCCGCCAUUCGGGGCCAAGGCGCCUUCCUCAAUCGUGAAACCCGCCUUCCGCUGAAAGGCUCCAAUAUCGAGCCUCUCUCGGGACUCGCCAACGCUCUGAUUAGCAUUGAAUGGGGCGCUGAUCGUAGCGGAAAUAACUGGGAGACCAAGGUUCGGACAUAUGAGAAGCUGGGCCAGUCCAAGGAGAAAGGCGGGGCUAUGGUGCGCGCGAUGCGGAGCUUAGGCUCUGCCGCGUUGAAUCUGUGUGCUGUGGCAGAUGGCACGCUCGAUCUGUACUGGGAGGGUGGAUGCUGGUCCUGGGAUGUCUGCGCCGGAUGGGUCAUUCUUACAGAAGCCGGGGGCAUCAUGGCCGACGGCAACCCAGGAGUUUGGGACGCUCGUCUUGACGGACGGAAGUAUCUUGCCGUCCGAGGUUCUCCGGGUGGAGCUGGACAAAAGGAGAUGGUGGAGGAGUUUUGGAGCCAUGUUCAAGGUGAACUGAAGUAUUAA